Clonostachys rhizophaga is the source of this 450-nucleotide messenger RNA. The record is from the annotation of a GenBank genome assembly. NCBI's taxonomy places the organism in Eukaryota, Fungi, Ascomycota, Sordariomycetes, Hypocreales, Bionectriaceae.
AUGCAAACCUUUAUCUUAGCAAUUGAGAAGCAAUUAACACUGCCUGGGCCACUGACGGAGCACUGCACCAUUGACAGGUGCAACCAUUGCAAGAACGGCGUACAGCCUAAUUCUGAAUUGGUCAAUCUUCGACAAGAACUGAAGGACAUCCGUGCGCGUUACAGGGCGUUACUUGCGGAGAUUCAACAGUUCAAGGAGGAGCAUGAAGACUUGUAUGUGUAUCUCACCAAGAGCGUGCACAACAUCCACACACUUCAAACACAGGCGAUAUACCAGAAUACAGUCAACGACAUGCUCCUCGAGGAGCUGGCAGCGAUCAGGGAGACGUGCUCACCUGAAGUAAACCUACCCGAAUGCUAUGAAAGGGUAUCGGGGGCAACUGCCAAUAUCAACGCUCAACUUCCUCCGCCCCCAAGCCAGUUCUGUAAACACGGUGGCAAGGAUGUUUAA